GCUCAAAAUGUGUUUAUGUAUGUGAUUCUGUCUGAAAAGAAAUUAAAUUUAAAACAAUAAAAAAAAGAAGAAAACAAAAUGGUUGAAUCAAAACGAUACUCUUCUUCAUCUACAGAUACUGCUAGUGUUAGUGAUUCACCAGAAUCAAAUACACCAGCGAAUAAAUCACUUAAUAAUUCUAAACUAAAUGUUUCUGCAGCAAAUCGUCAUGCACAUUAUUAUUCAUUUAAUCAACAACAACAAAAUAAUACUGAACAAAAACCGAAUGAAACAGAUCAAAAUGCCUUGGGUUCAAAUCAUGUAACAGUCAAUAAGAAAUCUCAUUUACCAUCUGUUGAUGAUGUAUCAACAACUGUAAAACCCAUAGAAACAAACAAUAAUAAACAUAUUUCUGAAAUGAAACAAAAUAAAAUUCCUUCAAUGGAUAAUCAAGGAUUAUCAUCAUUGGAUAAAGAUAUACAUCUUCAUCAUACUAAUCAUGAUAAUAAUAAUAAUAAUGAUAAAUUGAAUUUAAAUAAUUAUACUAUAGGAUCUAUUACAGAAAUAAAUUAUGAUGGUUGUGAAUCACAGGUGAAUUAUCCACCGAAACAUGAAGCUAAACAAAAUAGUAUUAUAACAAUUUUUACGAUAUGGAAUACAAUAAUGGGUACAUCGAUUUUGGUAAUGCCAUGGGCUAUACAACAAGCUGGUUUCACUUUGGGUAUAUUUUUAAUUAUAUUUGUCGCAUUCAUUGCUUGGUAUUGUGGUUAUCUUGUAUUGAAAGCAACAGAAGAUUUGAAAAUUAUACAAAACCUUCGUUCAUCUGCUGACUUGGAGUUUACAGACGUAUGUCAGUAUCAUUUAGGAAGACCUGGUUACAUUUUGGCAAUCUCAUUUUCUAUGUUAGCUCUUUUUGGUGCAAUUAUAGUCUAUUAUGUUUUAAUGUGUAAUUUCCUAUAUUACACUGGUGAUUUUAUUUAUAAUAAAAUAAAUAAUGCGAAUAAUUCACACUUGGAUCAAACAUUUACACUAUGGAAUAAAACGUAUACAGGUGCUACAUGUUCCAAUUUACCAAUUAUCCCAAAUGAAGAUCGUGAAAAUAUUAUAAUUCCUACUUUGAAUCAUGGUAAUGAAGCAUUUAACAAUUCAUCAAACAUUAAUUAUAUUUCUACAUAUAAUCGUUUAUGGUCAAAAACUCGUACUGUUCCAGCAUGGCUUUUAUUAAUUGUAAUUCCAUUGAUUUCUAUUAAAUCACCUACAUUUUUAAGUAAAUUUAAUGCACUUGGUACUAUUUGUGUAUUCUAUCUUGUCAUAUUGGUUUGUUUAAAAGCUGGUCAAUGGGGAAUUAACAUGGAUUUUUCAUCUAAACAUCCUUAUAGAAUUGUACCUCAAGCACAAAUUACAUUUAUUAGUUUAACUGGUAUAUGUUCAUUGGCAUUUUUCUGUCAUAACACUUUACAUACAUUAACACGUAAUCAAAAACAACCGGAAAAUAAUACACGAGAUGUGGCUAUUGCAUUUCUUCUGGUAGCAGCUACUUAUCUAUCUAUUGGUUUAAUAUUCUACUGCACUUUUCCAUUAGCAAAGUCUUGUAUUGAAGAUAAUCUUCUAAACAACCUAAUAACAGAUAUACCAGUAUUUAUUGGUCGUUUCUUUUCACUUCUACAAAUGUUCACUGUAUUUCCAAUGAUUCUUUAUGUAUUACGUGUACAAAUUAUGACUGCUAUAUUCAAAAAACCAUAUCCAGGAUUUCUUCAUGUUACUAUAUUACAUGUAUUUAUUCUUGGAUUAUCAUUAACAUUUUCAAUGUUGAUGCCAAGUAUUGGCACUAUCAUUCGAUUUAGUGGUUCAUUAUGUGGUCUAGUAUAUAUGUUUACAUUACCUCCAUUAAUUUAUCUACUUAAUAAACGUACAUUAACUCGUUUACAUAAUGAAGGACAUAUUAAUAUAUCUCAAAUACAUUCAGAAAAAUUACUAAAUGGCAAUCAUCAUCAUCAUCAUCUAAAUAGAAUGGGUAUUCAUAAAUCACCUAUAGAUGAUCAUAUACCAUUUAAUGAAUUACAAUUAGAUAAUCGUAGUGAUACAUUAUCAAUAAUUAAAAUUAAAUUAUUAUCUGAACAUGAUACAUUAAAAUGGUUGUUUAUUAUAUUUAUACAUAUAUUCAUUAUGUUAUUAGGUUUAUUAAAUUUUAUUGGACAAUUUUCUGUAUUUUUUUAUUAAAACACACACACACACGUGCACAUGGAUACGCACAAAAGGAUAAAAUAUUCCCUAAUGUUGAAUCAUUUCAUUCAUUAUGGAAUAAUUUGCCCCAUCUUCUUAUUACAUUACACAGUUCCACAAACACAUACAUACACACACACACGCAUAUGGAUAUGCACAAAGGGGUAAAAUACUCCCUAGUUUUUAAUCAUUUCAUUCGUUAUACAAUAAUUGCCCCCACCCACCCCCUAUUACAUUACACAGUUACUAUAUACCAUUUUUAAUCACUGAUAAGUAUAAAAGAAUAAUAAUAAUAAUAAUUGAAUUCAAAUUAAUUAAAUAAUGAAUUCAUAUUUAGUCAAUUAAAUUGAUUCAUUUAAAUUAGUCAAUCAUUCUACUUUAUCAAAUGAUAUAUCCUAUAAAAUUUACUUAUUAUACGUUUUACUACUUAAUUUAUAAUAAAGUAGGAUAAUAAUUUAUAAAGAAAAAACGAAAACUUUUCUUUUUUGAUAUAUUUAUACAUUUAUCUAUGUAUCUGUGUAGAUUAGGUGCUUCUUUUCUUUUUUUAAACAUUCAAAUUAUAUUCUGUAAUUAGUAAACUGAUUGAAAAAACCCCCUUCCCCCUCUUUUUUUUUGUAAAAAAAACUAUAAUCAGUUGUUAAAAUUUUUUAUUGGACAAUUUUCAUUAUUCCUUUUUUUGUUGUAUUUUCUAAUCCUAAUAAUCUUUUAUAUUUUUCUUUUUAAGAGAAAAAUUUUCUUGUUUUAUUUUAAUUUAUCGAUUUGUUUAAAUCUUUAAUUUAGAAUUCUUGGUAACAUUUUUGGAUUGAAAAAAAAACUUGUUGAAAAAAUCUAACAUGAAAAGUAUAGUUUUUUUCUUCUUCUCAUUAGUUGGUGUGAAUACUUUCUUAUUUUCAUAGUUGAAGUCAUGAGUCAAUUGUAGGUAGACAACUAUGGAAGAUCUGGAAGCACUGCACUGCCGUUUCGUACUAUUUGGGGCUCCUCAACAAUGCGCGUCCACGAUCCCGCAAUCGCGAGAUUUGAACCCAUGACCGACCAGUCUCGUGCCAGAGUACUAAACCGAUAGACCAACGAGCUGGCCGGCAUCCAACGAUGGUAAUGUCUAACUUCAACCAACUUUCUUAUUAUCAAAUAUACCAGCAGUUGAAUACGUCAAUAGCAUAGGAAGUUUCUGGAAAGUGUUGACUAUUAUUGAUAUCACAAAUGGAUCUGUAUUUGACAACCAAUUAAAAUCAAGAAGGAUUAAAUAGCUUUUUCGUCUUCGUAUAUCAGUUAGUCAGUCAGGUACAACGUAGGAUCAGGUACAUAUAUGCAUCGGUCCAAGCUGCAACACCUCAUUAACAAUACAAGAUGAAUACCAGAUUCGUAGAAGUAGUUAAUUUAGUGGUGG
Molecule: messenger RNA, 3589 nt
Organism: Schistosoma rodhaini
Lineage: Eukaryota; Metazoa; Platyhelminthes; Trematoda; Strigeidida; Schistosomatidae
Source: the annotation of a GenBank genome assembly